This is a messenger RNA of Trematomus bernacchii (emerald rockcod), 6097 nucleotides long. RefSeq names its product protein phosphatase, Mg2+/Mn2+ dependent, 1Aa (gene ppm1aa). NCBI's taxonomy places the organism in Eukaryota, Metazoa, Chordata, Actinopteri, Perciformes, Nototheniidae. Gene Ontology annotation, biological process: protein dephosphorylation; positive regulation of canonical NF-kappaB signal transduction; positive regulation of canonical Wnt signaling pathway. The coding region runs from base 394 to 1548 and encodes 384 amino acids. Gene Ontology annotation, cellular component: cytosol; nucleus. The record is from RefSeq and is a predicted model, not a curated record. Gene Ontology annotation, molecular function: magnesium ion binding; protein serine/threonine phosphatase activity; manganese ion binding. The transcript has 6 exons.
UUAGCUAGCAAGCUGUCAAGCUGUCUAGUGGAGAGGCUGAGACAGACGUUUCAGCUUCCCCCCUGGCUUGGCCACGCAAAGCUCCGGCCCACAAAUUCCCUGAAAAAUCUGUCAGAAUAUACUUUAUAUCGCCAGCUGAGAUAAUGUAAUGCAUCACGGGCAUACGCAAAGAGGGACCUCCGCACUUACACCAUUUAUAUGCACUGAAUCCCGAGUGACGACUGCUCUCAUUGCUAGCUAACUGGCUAGCUAGCCUAGCUAACCUCCGCAAACCCCCCAGUUUCGUCGGUGUACACUCUCAGGUGUGAAGGGAGGCCAUUCAGUCCUCGUCACGGUUGCAGUUUCCGUUGCUGUCAGCUUGUAUUUCGGAUAUUUGUUCUUAAGAAGUACACAAUGGGUGCAUUUCUGGACAAACCAAAGAUGGAAAAAUACAAUUCCCGUGGUGAAGGCAACAACGUGAGAUAUGGGCUGAGUAGCAUGCAGGGUUGGCGGGUAGAGAUGGAAGAUGCACACACAGCAGUAAUUGGUCUGCCUCAUGGUCUCGACCCCUGGUCAUUCUUUGCUGUUUAUGAUGGGCACGCUGGCUCACAGGUGGCCAAGUACUGCUGUGAGCACCUGCUCGAGCACAUCACCAGCAACCCAGACUUCCAGAGUGCUCUACAGGAAGACCCCUCUGUCGACAGCAUCAAGACUGGGAUCCGCACGGGCUUUCUGCAGAUUGAUGAGCACAUGCGAAGCAUGUCUGAGAAAAAGCAUGGCGUGGACCGCAGUGGUUCCACUGCAGUGGGAGUGAUGAUUGCUCCAAACCAUACCUACUUUAUCAACUGUGGCGACUCACGGGGACUCCUCAGCCGGGGUGGAGCGGUGCACUUCUUCACACAGGAUCACAAACCCAGCAACCCUUUGGAGAAGGAAAGGAUCCAGAAUGCCGGUGGAUCAGUCAUGAUCCAGCGAGUAAAUGGGUCUCUAGCUGUGUCUCGGGCUUUGGGAGACUUCGACUACAAGUGCGUGCAUGGAAAAGGCCCGACGGAGCAGCUUGUUUCUCCUGAGCCCGAAGUUUAUGCAAUAGAGAGAUGUGAGGGGGAAGAUGAAUUCAUUAUACUAGCUUGUGAUGGCAUCUGGGAUGUCAUGGCCAAUGAGGAACUGUGUGACUUUGUCAGGUCAAGGCUAGAGGUGACUGAUGAUCUUGAAAGAGUCAGCAAUGAAAUUGUUGACACCUGCUUGUACAAGGGAAGCAGGGACAAUAUGAGUGUUGUGUUGAUCUGCCUUCCUGGGGCACCAAAGGUUUCUCCAGAAGCAGUGAAACGGGAGGCUGAGCUGGAUAAAUACCUGGAGGGCAGAGUAGAAGAGAUCAUCAAAAAGCAGGGGGAUGAAGGUGUCCCGGAUUUGGUCCAUGUUAUGCGCACGUUAGCAUCUGAGAGCGUCCCUAACCUCCCUCCUGGAGGGGAGCUGGCAAGCAAACGAAGUGUUAUUGAAGCAGUGUACAACAAACUCAACCCCUACCGAAGUGAUGACACAGACUCUGCGUCCACAGACGACAUGUGGUAACACAACCUCCCACCACUAACACAGCAUAGAGUUUACAACCACCAUCCUCUCCAGACCCACAGCAGCUCAGCAGUCUGUCUCCGUCACUCGGAGCUUUUGGUUUCUAAGAAGGGAAUUUCAUGGGAGGAAGAAGAGGAGUUGCAUGCACACAAACCUGGAAUAGUGCAGCACCAGUCCACUCUGGAGUUCAGGAUCCCCACCGUCUUGUCUCCCCCCUUUAUGUUCACCCCUCCCCUUGAUACUCUCCUCUAAAGUAACCCAUAACAAGUGAGUCCCCAAGGUUUUCUUUAUUUUUGUUAGAUAAUCAGCUUAAGUAGUCAGAUUUUUUUGUUGUUGCUGUAAUUAAUUUGAUUCACAUUUCCUUGUGUGUGUUUGUAUAUUUCUGUUUUUUGUGAAGUGCAAUUGUCCUGUACAAACAGCCUGUAUUUAAUGCAGCUUGAUUUUAAGUUAAAAAAUGAAAGAAAUGAAAAAGAGAACCUUUUAUGCACUAUCUGCCUUUUCCUGCUCUUCUGGAAUUGUAUCAAAUGUCUAUUCAGUGAAUAUUACUGCUUGUCCUCCAGGCACAAUGUCUCUGCGCUUUUACAGUACUUUCCCUUUUCCCCCUUUCAGUUAGUCUAUGCUCCUUUUUAAGAAACGGGUAAAUUGUAUAGUUGACAGCACACUAAGCUCUAUAUCAAACCAUUUAAAUCCUAAUUAUUUUUCCCCUGUGCUUUUUUUAUUGUAUUUUAUUUUUGUAAGUGGUUUUCUGUAUAUGCUCAAAUAAUAAUGGCAAAGUGUUUCUCGAGUCAUUUUGGAAGUUUGAAAUGAAAUUUUUUUUUUUUGAGGCAUCUGAUAAAAAUAAGACCCCGGUUAACACAUUUGUCUGUGCAAAUAGAUACUUGCAAGCGUGCGUGGGUGCUUGUGUGUAUGUAUGUGCGCACGUGUGUCAGUGUAAAGGCAGAUCUGUGUGUGCAACUCUAAUUUAAAUCUAACUAGGGUGGAUUGGUCAGACCAGGCUGGAGUUUAAGGGAAUCUCCUCCCAGUGCUUUCCCUCCGUCUGCCCUUUCUCAGCCAGUGUUCCACUUCCACCCAGCAGAGGCUUUCACUACUUCCUAUUCCAAAACGUUUGGGAUAACAGAGUUUACAUGCUGUAACGCUAUCUGAACAACAUCAAGCUAUAUAUCAGAACUAUACAGUAACCUGAGAUGACACAAGUAGUUCAAUUUACCCAACGUGUAUAAUGCAUUGCAGUUAGUCAAGUCUAGACUAGUUUACACAUCUAUUGUGUCAUAUUGAAAUAUCAGUUUCUUAACAUACAUUGUUACCAGUACCCACUGUGGGUGCCAUAUGAUUUAUAUCACUUUUUUCAGCUUUAUGACAGCCUAUGCCAAGUUUCUUUUUCAUGAGAUUCAGAUUUUGCAUGUGGUACAGAUACAUUUUUAACUUCUACCUUUUAACAACUGAUCAUUUUACAGGAUUACCAGUCAGAUAAUAGGACAAACAACAAGGCUACUUUUAUUCUUCACAGGGGUUUUAGUCAGACAUAUAAACCAAGAACAAAUCUGCCUACUGCGAUGAGUUCUCAUGGUUGUACAGCACCUUUUUAUUCCUACAGAGUGCUCUGCCCAACCCCCCCCCCCCCCCAGCACCACAAGCCAGAGCACAACAGUUUGCUGCUACAGUGUGUGAUCUGCGGGUUGAUUCGUACUCGCUAGUUGAUUUACCCCUCUGAAAAGAUGAAUAGUCUCUGACUAAAUCUGUUUUUAACACACAGUAGAUAUAUUUCUUGAAGAGAAAUGGUUUUAUUUCGGAUUUAUUUUCUGCCAUUUUUGUCUAAAAUUGCAUUGUUGGAAAUUAAUGUAUGUAUAUAUUUUUGACUUAAACUUUCAAGGAAUAAAUCAUGUCGCUUGAGUUAGUUUUUUGCCAUGGACAAAAUGUGAUUCUGGUUUGUUUUGGGAUGGACUAACGGUUCCCUCUAGUCACUCUGGUGUCCCUCUGAUCAACACUGAGGGUUUUAACGUUUAUAAAAUACACAAUAAUAAUGUACUAAAUGUGCAACUCCUCGAUUAUUAAAAAGACAAUCCUAACACUUUCACCGCAUUUAGGUUUGUGGUGGUAGCUCGUUUUCAAAUCUUUAAUAUGCUUUUGUGGCAAAACGGCCAAAGACACUCAAUUAUUUUUUAAUAAAGCUAUUUACAUUUUUUUAAUUAUCUAUAUCACAAGUAACAAUAUAAAGUAGAUCCCUUUUAAAGAAUAGGUUUAAGGGUACUCUGUGGAUGCAUUUUGGUAAGAAGUGUUGAAUGUAAACCUAAGUGUGUUUACACUGACCUCCACAGGGUUUCUUUUAAACAGCCGUAAACAAAUCAAUAUGAACCUAGUCAUUGAGCAGAUUGCUUUCUAUUUAUUUGCAUGGAAAUGUGGUUUCCUCAAUACGGCCUCCCCUUCAAAAUAAACUCAAAUGCAAUAAAAAACAGAGCAGUAAAAACAUUGUUCAAUUAUAUACAAAUUGCAGUAUUGAUUAUCUACAAUACUCACAAAACCUAUUGUGCUCUUGUAAAAUAUAAACUUCAAGCCAGUUGAUUCAGUAGGUUUGAGAGAAGACUAAAUGUAAUCAAAAUGCCUUUUUGUGUUUAGAUGAGUUUUAUUUUGCGAUGCAUUGCUUGUAUUUGUAUUAAGUGAGUGCACUAAUCGUCUCUUGUCAAACACUUAUCAGCACCCAUUGUUGAUGACGACUCUUGAAGCAACAUUUCAUGCCGUUGUUCUUCACGCUUAAUGAGGAACAAACUAUAUUUAUAUUCAUCUCGAGGCCAUCGAUACCCCCCCACGCCCCUGGAUAGUCCCGCGUUGCCCUAGAGAUUUUAAAUUCAGGCUGUGGCCGCUAAACGAUGCUGGUUAAUUAUCCAUUUCUAUAACGGCCCACAGAAUGAAAAAUGUAGAAAUAAGCUUUUCAAGAUUGCUGUAGCUGAAGUGUUAGUCGAUACUGAGAGUUGCUUGGGUGUGAUUUAUUACAUAUGUGCAUUUUGUUGAAAUCAUGUAAAAUAUCACAUCCCUAUUUGUCCCACAUCCCCAGUCCCCCUAAAAAAAUCUUCCAAACAUUUAUUCUCCUUGUUUUAUUUUUUCUUGAACUGAAAUACCUCAUAACAUGUAUAGGAAGUGUUUGUCUUGUGUUAUGUAGAUCCAAACUGUUCAGAGAGAGGGAGAAAGCAUUUGUUUUUGUGGCCCUAAGACUUUUUGAUUUGAACACUGAUCUAUUUGAGUGGAAUAAGCCUGUGCUCGUGUACAGUAUUUGACUGAAUUGUGCUGAUGUUAACGAAGCGAUUUAAGUGGCUACUGCAAAUACAACUUACUUUAGUCACUAGUAACACUAUUGGCCUUGUCGUAUAAGCUACCCCCCCCCCCCUAAAAAACAACCUAAAAAAACAACGCCCUACACGCUCACCACCUUGUCUACUUGUGUGAAGCUCACUUAGUUUAAAAUCUAGAAUUGUAUCGAGAGUUCAGGGUUUUAGAAAUGUGGGAAGUGACAAAAUGACAAAAAUCAUAUGCACUGAUCAUGUAUAAUCAUCUUUUUUGUUUUUUUAGAAAAUUGUUAUUGUAGAAAAAAAGAUGAUAAAGCUAUUAACAGAGUUACCUUUGGUUGCCUGGAAUGCAUCCUGUAUAUUCUUGUACGGAGGACAACCUGGCAGACGUUGAAGAGAUUUGAAAUUCUUGCGCCCACUUGUACAUAUCGAUGUACCUCGCUUGUGGCGUUUACUGUGUGACCCUUAGCAGUUGAGGUUUAUUCGUCCCCUCACAGGGCGACCUGAGCCUCACUUUGCUGACCUUUUUCAGCUCGUAAAUAAGCUCACCGAUUUGCCUUACCCAAUCUCAUGUUGCCCCGCUAAAGUACUGGUUCAAUAAAACACUAUGAAGAGGAAUUCUGCUCUCCUAGAUUCAAAACCCCCAUGUUAGGGUACGUCAGCGAUCAACAAAGUGACUUUGUUCUGGUUGUCACAUGGUACAACUUUACAACCAUCGCUGGUUUGUAUGCUAUUUCCCCCCCCCAUGUUACCUUUUUCAAAUCUCGGUCUUGAAAGCUUAUUUAAUUUUUCACUGCAUAUGAUGUCAUACUUUUAACCAAUGCAAGUGUUUUGACAUGGUAACCUCGUAAGCAUUCAAAAUGUGCAUACAUACAUUCAUGUCUGCUAUAUUUAUGAUUACAUUCAAGAAUAGCUUUAGAGUGCUGUAGAUAAGUAUUGUCAAUGUUGAUUCAAAUGCUUCUCAGAGGCCUCUGUGAGUGAUUUUACAAAGUUCAAUAAUUGUAUAUUUUGUAUUAUGUUCUAGCUCCAAAGGAAUGGCAGAAAAAAAGAAAAUGUUUAAAAAAGCUUUGUUCCCUGAACUAAAUUGUACUAUUUGUGUUGUCGAUUGAACAAAUUGCAUUCCUUGCUUGUGAAUUGAUGCAUUUCUCUCCCUGCUCCUUACAUCUUCUCCCCUUCUUCCCCGCCUUUCUUUCAUUUUUUAGCCUUUGAAGUUUGAAUAAAAUUUCUAGUUUGCAGAAUGUAUUACUAAAUAAAUGGGUUGUCAUCUUGUA